UAACAGGGGCAGGAUAGGCCCAGGCAGAGAGCUGCACUACUCUCCUCCUCUACACUGGAACAGUCCCUCUAGCUCCUAAAAGGGGGGCUUUAAUCUAUAGAUCCAGAAGGAGUGGGAGGCAGAAAGAAGACCGAGGGGAAGGAUGACAGGGAGAAGACCGGGCUAGCUCUACUCUGAAGUUGCAUCAGAUGUGCUGUGUUGCUAACUGGGGGGCUUGAAAGUGCCGUCAUGAGCUCCCAUGUGGGAGCUUCUGGUGGAAAUGGCUCAAGCAGAGUUGGACAUAGUGAAACUGAGGAUGCCAGGGAAGAAAACAGUAACAAUGAGACUCACUUGCUGUGCUUUAAGACAGUGAGACCUAGACUAAGGAGUGCAGAUCCAGCCGGAGAAAGAGGUUCGAGCAGUGUGGAGCAGCUGGUGAGGCCUCCCCUGUCAGGGAGAAAAGCGCUCAGAAAGACCUGCCAUGAAGACAACAGAGGAAGAUGGAGAGAGGGAAACCAGGACAGGGGUGAGGAGAGAGUGAGUGCCGACCAUUCAGGGGCCAGGGAAAGAGGGAAACAAAGGCAGAGAAAGAUGGAAAGAGCUGACACACGUGAGGAUGGAGCCCAGGACACACAUGGACGAGGAAGCAGUGAAAGUUUGUCCAGCAGUAAUUCUGAUAUUCACUUAAACAGCAUUUUGGAGGCUGGAGAAGGAUCAAACGGCUCACAGAGAGGGCACACAGGUUUUAGACCUCAGGGCAUUGGCUGCACACGGACGUCCUCUUCCAGUCCAAACUCUCAGUCCCCUUGGCCUGCAGUCCAAACCCGAACCAUACCUCUGUCUCCUCAUAGACUCUCAUCCAGGCCGACCGCUGCAGACUUGCACCGCUACACAUUCAGCCCAUCCAGAGAGCCGGAUCCGUUCUGGGUGGAGGUGAGAACGCAAAGCCGCCGGGGAUCGACACACGUUCCACUCCUCACCUUCUCAGAGGUACGGGAGGAGGAAGAGGAGGAGGAGGAAGACGAGGAGAAUGGGGAAGAUGGUGAGGAAGGGGGCAGCGGCGUGAUGGAGGUGAUGGGUCAAACGCUGACCUCUGCAGUCGUGCCGCCUUUUGUUUCCCUCGAGGAGAGGAGGAUGAGUAAAAGACAGAAGAACAGGAUUAAAAGCCUGAGGAGGAGGCAGAGAAGAAGGGAGAAAUGGAGACAGAGUCAACAGCACGAGAGCAGACAGAGCUCAACGGGGAACCCAUCCAGCAGCAGCAGCAGCACCAGCAGCAGCAACGGGAGCGAGACUGACGAGGCCCUGAGCACCAGGGACAGAGAAGGUUACAUCUGCGCUGUGUGCUUGGAUGUGUACUUCAGUCCUUACAUGUGUCAUCCCUGCAGCCACAUCUUCUGUGAACCCUGUCUGAGGACGCUGGCUAAGAGCAACCCCACCAAUACCCCCUGCCCCCUGUGCAGAAGCGUCAUCACUCACGUCUUCUUCCAAAAGGAACUGAACCAAACGGCAAGGACAUUAUUUCCAAAGGAAUAUCUUUCCCGGAAACAGAACUUUCAGAAAGCAAGUUGCGCAAAGUGGCCUCUCCCGAGCUGCCGGAAACUCUUCCGCAUUUUUGGAGCAGGCUUCCAGAGGCAGCCCAGCCCCAUCGCCAGACGCCAGUUCCCCCACAGAGGAGGCUACCGUCUGGACGCCAUGGACUUCGAGGACGACUCUCGAGGCUGGCGAUUUGACAUGGACAUGGUCAUCAUCUACAUCUACUCGGUCAACUGGAUUAUCGGCUUCUUCAUAUUCUGCUUCAUCUGCUAUUUUUUCUUCCCUUCCUUUUAACGGAAACGGGGGAAAAUAAGGGACAACGUAGAAAGAGGAAAGGUGAAAGAAGGAUGAGGGUAAAGUGAGGAGUUCAAGGUGAAGCAGGUGGCUGGUAAGUGCAUAUCCGGUGUACUGAGAGGAAAAGGAGCAAACUAAGUUGUAGGGUUUGAUAAGAAGCUAACGAAUGGAUUUCAGGCAGGUGGAAUAGCGUGAUGCAGGAAAACAACAGUGUGCCUACUCGUUGUCUCUCAAUAAUAAAUAAUUGAAAUGUGGAAUUGGUGUAGGGGGUGUUUGGGAGUCGAGCAUCCUGUGUUCUCCACAUGAUGCGCACACACAACACAUCCUGGCCCCGUGUGGAGCGGGGAGCAGUCAAAAUAUAAGAGCUUUUACCUUGCAGGGUUUCACUUUUAACAUUCACUAAGGCUCAAAGCUGGACUGUUCUUUGAUUACCUCGCUAAUGUGUGCUGACAUGUUAAUGACUGCAAAUUUCAUGCUAUCACAAAUUGAAAAGAAAAUUGCAUUUAGCUGUUACUUCAACUGCUUAAUUGCCAACUUCCACUUAUUGCCAACCUCCCAUUUUAUGACAGAAUAUCGCUUAAUUGCGUGACAAUAUUCCUAAAUGGAUUUUGAUCAAAAUAUCAAAAGUGUAAAGUCAAAUAAUAAAAAUAACCCACUAAAUUAAUGGUGUAUUUUGUACUAACACUGUGCUUAAAACCCAGAACAUUACAUGUCAGAGCUAACACAGGUAUCAUCAUUACAUCAUAAUUAAUAUAAUCAAAAAAACAAAACAAUUAUGUAGCUCUAAUCAAAUGAAAGAUUGGUAUUUGUUUACAGUUUUAUGAGUAUCUGCAUUCCAGUUUCCAACCAUACACUACAACAUUACUACUCACACCUUUAAGACUCACAUAUGAAUUUUCAAUACACUUUCAUUACAAAUUGUUCUUUGAGUCUUCUUUGAGUUAGAGGGAAUACUGUGUUUUGUUUGUUCCUAUGCAGCCCCUGGAGGGAGCAAAUGUUUGCUUGUAUGGAGUCGCUGAAUUUUAUGUCAAAUAAAGUAACACAUACAUAGUG
Messenger RNA from Mugil cephalus (flathead mullet), 2859 nucleotides. RefSeq names its product ring finger protein 180a (gene rnf180a). Gene Ontology annotation, cellular component: endoplasmic reticulum membrane. Gene Ontology annotation, biological process: norepinephrine metabolic process; serotonin metabolic process; protein polyubiquitination. NCBI's taxonomy places the organism in Eukaryota, Metazoa, Chordata, Actinopteri, Mugiliformes, Mugilidae. The record is from RefSeq and is a predicted model, not a curated record. The transcript has 4 exons. The coding region runs from base 229 to 1806 and encodes 525 amino acids. Gene Ontology annotation, molecular function: ubiquitin protein ligase activity; ubiquitin conjugating enzyme binding.